Molecule: messenger RNA, 869 nt
Organism: Chrysochloris asiatica (Cape golden mole)
Lineage: Eukaryota; Metazoa; Chordata; Mammalia; Afrosoricida; Chrysochloridae
Gene: ARL1
Product: ADP-ribosylation factor-like 1
Exons: 6
Coding region: 23-568 (181 amino acids)
Biological process (GO): vesicle-mediated transport; intracellular protein transport
Cellular component (GO): Golgi apparatus; cytoplasm
Molecular function (GO): GTPase activity; GTP binding
Source: RefSeq, a predicted model, not a curated record
GAGGGCGGGCAGGCGAUUCAUCAUGGGAGGCUUUUUCUCAAGUAUUUUUUCCAGUCUCUUUGGAACCCGGGAAAUGAGGAUUUUAAUUUUGGGAUUAGAUGGAGCAGGAAAAACCACAAUUUUGUACAGAUUACAGGUUGGAGAAGUUGUUACUACUAUUCCGACCAUUGGAUUUAAUGUUGAGACAGUAACAUACAAAAACCUCAAAUUUCAAGUCUGGGAUUUAGGAGGACAGACAAGUAUCAGGCCAUACUGGCGAUGUUAUUAUUCAAACACAGAUGCAGUGAUUUAUGUAGUAGACAGUUGUGACCGAGACCGAAUUGGCAUUUCCAAAUCCGAGUUAGUUGCCAUGUUGGAGGAAGAAGAGCUGAGAAAAGCCAUUUUAGUGGUGUUUGCAAAUAAGCAGGACAUGGAGCAGGCCAUGACUCCCUCAGAGAUGGCGAACUCACUGGGCUUACCUGCCUUGAAGGACCGAAAGUGGCAAAUAUUCAAAACGUCAGCUACCAAAGGCACUGGCCUUGAUGAGGCAAUGGAAUGGUUAGUUGAGACAUUAAAGAGCAGACAGUAAUUGGGCUGCUUCUGCAACUCUGAAACAAAAGUUACAUCACGAAUCCCUUUGGAAACCAUCAAGUGUGGGUCACACUACUCGAGGUUAAAUCCACAUGAUGACUGGCAUAUACAGGACUGACUACAGUGUUUGUAAUAAAUACGGAAAAUGAGUAUUUGGUUGGUGGGGUAAUUCAUCUUGAUUGAACCAACUGAAUGUCUCUCCUUUGUAAUAUAAAACCUUGUUUCUUUCCUUUCUUGUGUUAAGACAUAUAUUCUGUUUGUAUGGAACUCUUGAUUUAAAUAUAGUCCUAUUGAAGAAU